ACGACUUUGGCUUUGGACUGGUUUUUGAGAAACUUUUUUUUUACUGGAUUUGGUAGAACUCUGGGCUGGUGGUGGCGGCAUUCUGACACCUGAGUACGAUGAAGUGACACUCAUCAGAAAGGGCUGACAGGCUAAUGUCGCAACUGCCCUUUUCCCGAGAUAACCUUGGGACCAUAAAAGGCGGACUACCUUUCCGGACGACGGAUAGCGGCUCUGAGUGGGGACCGUUUUUGCAUGGACAAUUUGACUAACUACAAAAAUGACGUGGCCAAGAAAGUGCUGAGCGAGAACGAUAGGGUAGGACCGGAAACCAGCAGGACAGAACCGGCGAUCAAGCCGCAGAAGUCGCACGAGGGAGAAACCUCCCUUGUUACGAAACCGCGAACAGGAAAGGCGCCAACCUUUAGCGAAAUCGCUAAAGGCGCUGGGACCAUGGUACUGGGGGUGCUCGACCGUAGUAGGGAGGACGGUGCCAUCUCCCAUGAUGAAUGAAAGAGGGUAGCGGCGGCUAUUUCAUCGGCCUUCCUGAGGGUGGUCAAGGAAAACACGGGGCCACCCGCGAAAUGUGUGAUUGCCGGUUGGCACCAGGGGCUGCACAAGCUCACAAGUUGUGCUGACGAGAGAUCGGCCAUCUUAUACAAGAAGGCAGUCUUUCCGGUGAGGGAGGCUUGGAAGGGAGUCAGACUGGAGGCCGUGGUCAAAGAGGAUCUUCCUCUUCGUCAUAGGGCUCGCGUUUGGCUGCCGGCCGAACCUUUCACUCCGAGUGAGAUGGAGGAAAUCCUCAGAUAUUGUAAUCCCUCACUUCCAACGCAGGACUGGACAGUCUUAAGGCUGGAGAGAACCGAUGAACCGUAUCGGCAAGCGCUGAUAAUACUAAACACGGAAUCCAUCGGUCCUCUCAGCAAAACAAAGGGAGCCAUAAGCUAUGGUUUUGAGAUGAUAGUGCUGAAAGUACUUCCAUCGGAUGCCAGAGCUGAUGGCCCCCAAGCUGCGGUGGAUAUAGCAAAGGUUACCGACGGUCAAACGACCGUGGAAAUCGAUGCGACAGAGGGCGCCGACGAUCAAAUUACCGUGGAAGUCGAUCCGAAUCUCUCGGAUGUGGCGAGUGUUGGGGGCGGUGCGUCGAUUGGCGACUCCGUCUUCAGCCUCGAACAACUGUUUGAGGAGGUUCGGGUCGAUCACGACUUGGGCGCUGAAAUAGCGCUCCUGGAGGAAAGUCUGAAGGAUGAAAUUCCUCCUGAUUAACCUCCAGCAUGCGAAAGCGGCCUCCGCCAAUCUGUUGCUCCUUCUGGAACAAGACGAAGAUGAUGGCGUCCUGAUCCAGGAACCGUGGCUGACUGGUAACGGGAUCGCUGGAUUGAGGGCAAAGAGCCGUAGGCUACUGACGGUCAAGGAUGCAGGUAGGAACAGAGCCUGUAUGC
This is a messenger RNA of Bactrocera neohumeralis, 1421 nucleotides long. RefSeq lists its product as uncharacterized. The transcript has a single exon. NCBI's taxonomy places the organism in Eukaryota, Metazoa, Arthropoda, Insecta, Diptera, Tephritidae. The coding region runs from base 769 to 1245 and encodes 158 amino acids. The record is from RefSeq and is a predicted model, not a curated record.